AUGCUUGCGCAAUCCAUCAGGGCUUCGCGCCAGACGGUCGCCCGCGUCGCCCGCCAGCAACCUGCCUUGAUCGCUCGCCGCACCUUCAUCGCCCCGACGGCCGUACGACAAGCCGAUCUUGUCCAGGAUCUGUAUCUCCGCGAGCUUAAGAGCUACAAGGCUCCUCAAGUCAAGGCAUCCGACGCCGAAGGCCACGUCCAGAAGUUCACCCUCCCCAAGGCCCCACCCUCUCCCGAAGAGAGCGACCUCGCAAGCGACUUGAAGGCGUACGAGACGCAGCAGGUGGAGCUCGAGGGCUCGACUUCGUCGGAAUCUGGUGCGGCACCCGUUGAGGAGGACUGGUUCGAGGAGGAGGCAGAGGAGGCGCCUGCUGCUCAUUAG
This is a messenger RNA of Didymosphaeria variabile, 381 nucleotides long. It is a transcript of the gene ATP14, whose product is annotated as ATP synthase F0 subcomplex subunit H atp14. The record is from RefSeq and is a predicted model, not a curated record. The coding region runs from base 1 to 381 and encodes 126 amino acids. NCBI's taxonomy places the organism in Eukaryota, Fungi, Ascomycota, Dothideomycetes, Pleosporales, Didymosphaeriaceae. Gene Ontology annotation, biological process: proton motive force-driven ATP synthesis. The transcript has 3 exons.